Messenger RNA from Prunus armeniaca (apricot), 222 nucleotides. Lineage: Eukaryota; Viridiplantae; Streptophyta; Magnoliopsida; Rosales; Rosaceae. The record is from the annotation of a GenBank genome assembly.
AUGGCUCAGGAAUUAGAAGACUCAGAGCAAUCCAGACUCGAUGCUUAUAACCUAAUGCAGGCACAAAAGCAGAUCGCGGCGAGGGCCUACAACAUGAAGGUGAAGCAAAAGACUUUCGCCGAAGGCGAUUUGGUAUGGCGUGCCGUGCUCCCUAUCGGGACUAAGGACCCUAGGUUCAGCAAAUUCUCACCCAAUUGGGAAGGGCUAUUUAUUAUCGAAUGA